AUGCAACCAUUAUUGUGUCCUUAUAGUGAUACAAGUGAUUCAGAGUCAGAAAACGAUGAAAGUCCCUCAAAUGGUGUUUCAAUAACCCAUAGCUCAACUUCUCCAGUUAAGGCAGACAGUGCAAGACAAUCUAGGAAAGCAUUAAGUAGUCUAGGAGCAAGAAAAAUGAGAGGCCGAGGUAGAAGAACGAACACAAUUUCACCUACAACCCCCGAGUCCACAACUAACAGGGUGUUUAUAUGGGAUUUAGAUGAAACCAUAAUAAUAUUUCAUACUUUAUUAACUGGCAGUUAUGCUACCAAAUAUCACAAAGAUGCUCGAAAUGUUGUUCAACUUGGCUGCAGAAUGGAAGAAAUGGUUUUUAACUUAGCUGACACUUAUUUCUUUUUUAAUGAUAUUGAAAAAUGUGAUCAAGCCCACAUUGAUGAUGUCUCAUCACAUGACAAUGGGCAAGAUUUAUCAAACUACAAUUUUGCAACGGAUGAUUUUCAUGCAGCUUCCAUGGCUAGUAAUGGCAAUUUAUGUUUAGCAGAUGAUGGAGUCGACAGGAUGCGUAAACUAGCCUUUAGAUAUAGAAAAAUUAGAGAAACUUAUAAUAAUUACCGAAAUAGUGUGGGUAGUAUUUUGGGGUCAAAUAAAUGUGAGCAAUGGUUGCAGCUGAGACAAGAAAUUGAAGCUAUAACUGAUAAUUGGUUGACGUUAGCUUAUAAGUGCCUGACACUGAUAAAUUCAAGGAGUAAUUGUGUUAAUGUGUUAGUUACUACAACGCAGCUGGUUCCUGCUUUGGCAAAAGUAUUACUUUUUGGUUUAGGAAAUGUGUUUCCUAUAGAAAAUAUUUAUUCGGCAACGAAAAUUGGGAAAGAGAGUUGCUUUGAACAUGUCGUAACUAGAUUUGGUAGCAAAUGUACUUAUGUAGUGAUUGGAGAUGGGCAAGAUGAAGAAACUGCAGCUGAAAGUCUAAGUUUUCCGUUUUGGCGAAUAACAAGUCAUAGCGAAAUAGCUGCGUUGUAUGAUGCCCUCAAUAUGGAAUUUUUAUGA
Molecule: messenger RNA, 1038 nt
Organism: Ceutorhynchus assimilis (cabbage seed weevil)
Lineage: Eukaryota; Metazoa; Arthropoda; Insecta; Coleoptera; Curculionidae
Source: the annotation of a GenBank genome assembly